CUGUCAUUGACGUGAUCAACACGCUUGUCACAUUAAUUAAUUUUUUCGUUCGGAUUUAUCACUCAAUUUCAUUACAAAAGCUACGAAGGAGACAAUCGGCACAUAAUAAAAUCAAGGCUGGUGGGCUUCACUAAUCGAUCACGAAAGAGCAAUAUGGAGGGCCAUGCAACUUCUGAUAUUGUAAUAUUGAGUGGCAACUCGCACCCGGAAUUAGCCGAUUUGGUUGCGAAUCGACUGGGAGUUCAUACUGGAGGAUGUUCAGUUUAUCAUAAAACCAACAGAGAGACUAUGGUAGAAAUUGCAGAUUCCAUCCGAGGGAAAAACAUCUACAUUGUUCAGACUGGCACUAAAGAUGUGAACAACAACAUCAUGGAACUAUUAAUAAUGGCUUAUGCGUGCAAGACAUCAUCUGCACGUUCAAUCGUUGGAGUUAUUCCAUACCUUCCAUACAGCAAACAAUGCAAAAUGAGGAAACGCGGGUGCAUAGUCACAAAGCUUCUUGCUAAGAUGAUGUGCAAGUCUGGGCUCACCCACAUUAUAACCAUGGAUCUACAUCAAAAAGAGAUCCAGGGCUUCUAUGAUUGCCCAGUGGAUAAUCUCAGGGCUUCGCCCUUUUUGUUACAAUAUAUUCAAGAAAGUAUUCCAGACUACCGAAAUUCGGUGAUUGUAGCUCGUAACCCUGGAUCGGCUAAGAAAGCUACUUCUUAUGCUGAGCGUCUGCGGCUGGCCAUAGCUGUGAUUCACGGGGAGCAGAAGGAAGCUGAGAGCGACGAAGUUGAUGGACGGUAUUCCCCACCGUGUAUACCUAGUGUGGACAGAUCUCGUACAAUGGAUGUAUCUGUGGGAGUUCCAGUGCACCCAGCGAAAGAAAAGCCGCCAAUCAACGUUGUCGGUGACGUGGGAGGAAGAAUAGCCAUUAUGGUGGACGACAUGAUUGACGACGUCCAAUCGUUCGUCGCCGCUGCGGAAGUACUGAAAGAGUGCGGUGCGUACAAAAUAUACGUAUUAGCUACACACGGACUCUUAUCAUCUGAUGCCCCUCGGCUCAUAGAAGACUCGCCCAUAGACGAAGUGGUGGUCACUAACACCGUGCCUCACGAGCUACAGAAGAUGCAGUGCAACAAGAUCAAGACCAUAGACAUAUCCGUCUUACUCAGCGAAGCGAUCAGGCGCAUCCACAACAAAGAAUCUAUGUCAUACCUCUUCAAGAACGUCACUCUCGAAGAUUAGUUUCCGUUGUUGGUGAAAAGUAUUUUUCAAGGGCUCAUAUUUAAAUGAUCAUCAAAAAAAUAGUAAAUGAUCCUCAAAAAAGUACAAUAGGUAACCCAACCAAACAUUUAUAUGUAUGUAUAAGUUACCAAUUAUAUUUUUAGGUAAUAAUUUACUAUUUCUUUGUGGAUCAUUUAAUAUUUUCCUUUUUCUAGUAUUAAAUCACACUCGUAUCCUUACCCCCGCUCGCACCAAAAUUCUUAAAUAUAAUCUGAAACAAAAUCUUGUUUUAACCUUAUUUUAUAACUUUUUUCAACUGACAAAAAUGAGGUUAUGCUUUAUACAGGAUUGUGCCAGAGUUGGAUUUAAGAAUGUUGUUGCAAGUGGGCUUUAAUCUAUUUUACCAUUGAGACUAAGCAGCUUUCCGUUAUUUUAUAUAACUUCUGUAUAUAAAAAAAUUGGGCACAAGGCAAUUCGAACAAACGAAAAACAUCUUAGGAUCUACAGUCACUAAAAACAUAUUUGUAUACUAUGUAUAAAUAUGUUUGGUAGCAUGAAACAAAUGAAUGCAAUAUGAUUUCUGUUAUAUAUUUUUUUUUAUUAAACCGGUGAAAGAAUAAAGGAAAUCCGUUUGUGAGUGCGGGGUAAUUUUGAAAGAAUAAAGGCUAAUUGAAAGCUUCUUUUUAUAACAUCAACAGAC
Messenger RNA from Chilo suppressalis (striped riceborer), 1909 nucleotides. Lineage: Eukaryota; Metazoa; Arthropoda; Insecta; Lepidoptera; Crambidae. The record is from the annotation of a GenBank genome assembly.